This is a messenger RNA of Sarcophilus harrisii (Tasmanian devil), 1606 nucleotides long. RefSeq names its product bone marrow stromal cell antigen 2 (gene BST2). Gene Ontology annotation, biological process: innate immune response; defense response to virus. The record is from RefSeq and is a predicted model, not a curated record. Gene Ontology annotation, cellular component: cell surface; Golgi apparatus. Gene Ontology annotation, molecular function: metalloendopeptidase inhibitor activity. The coding region runs from base 382 to 834 and encodes 150 amino acids. The transcript is spliced from 5 exons. Lineage: Eukaryota; Metazoa; Chordata; Mammalia; Dasyuromorphia; Dasyuridae.
CCCAGGACUGGAGAGCAAGAGAGAAAUGAAACUAAGCUUGCUUUUAGGAAACUGAAACGAAAAAGAGGCCAAGGGACUCUUCUUUCCAUUCCAGCUUCAUUUGAAUGCUCUUGCUGGCCCAGCCCUCCCCAGGUAAAGACACUCCUUAUUCACUUCACAUAUAGUGACUGCUUAUUGGGGAAAGCAGCAAAGAAGUGGAACAGGACUAAAUGCUUUGAUUCUACCACUUCCUCUGUGACCCCAGACAUAAAACUUGUCCAAUAAGCAAAUUGGUAAAUCUUCAAUUUUGGGCGGAGCUGAAAAGUGGGGAUUUUUCUCCCUUCUUUGCAAGGAAAGGGCCCCUGAUUCAGAGUCAUUUUGAGAAGAAACAUAUGUCUCUGGAUGGAGAGACACUGGAAAAUGUUUGUAGUCGUCCUGGCUAUUGUGACGUUCAUCUUGCUGGUGCCCCUCGUGGUUUUUGCCAUCAGGGCCAACUCAGAAACCUGUCUGAAGAGCUUUGAGCUCCAGAACAAAAAGCAGCUCCUGGAGGAGAAGCUGAGGCAGAGCAAGGAAAGCCUUCGGGAAUGGGAGACUCAAUGGUGGAGCUGCAGCAAUAUCUCGAAAGACCUAAAGAAGGACCUGGAGGAGCUGACAUCCCAGAAAAACUUGAUGCUGAGUCAGUUGCAGGAGCUGAAGGGAGAGAACCAGGACUUGGCUGAGAAACUUAGGAAGGCAGAAGCAGCCCUGCAGCUGGAGAGAGAAAAAAAGAACCCAGAAAAGACAAAUUCAGCACUCCCUGGGCCUCAGAUCUCUAAACUUCUGGUUUUAGGUCUGGUUAUCACCUUGUUUCUCUGAACAUCCUGAGCAAGGCACUUCCUAACUUCUUGGAGAUGUCUAAACUCUGGUUCCUGAUGUUAUUUCUUGAAAGGACAAGCCAUGAGGUUAAUCAGGGACAGAACUUCUGGAUCGUCUCAUGACAUUCAAGACUAUUUUCUCUCACCACCUGUUUCUAAAGUCCCAGAGUGUGGAAUGCUAAGAUGAGAGGAGAGAAGUAGGAGGGGAGGGGGUUCUCUGGAGAAAGAGGAGAAGAAGAGGCGAUGGCUUUGAGGGAGGGUGGAGGAAGGGGCUCUGAUAUGGAACAGGCACUGGGAACAGGAUGCUGGGUCUUCAGUGGGAGUAGGUAAGGGGAAGGGCUAGGGAUUGAGAUCUUUAAAAUAAAAGAUGACUACUGUUCAAAUUUUCUGAUCCUUUUUAGAAAAUAGGGAAGAAAAGAGCUGAGAGGAAAUGGGAGAGAGGACAGAAUAAGGAUUUAGCUUUCCUCAGACCUUUGUCCUACCUUAUCAAAGUACAGUCUCCUCUUGGGAGGUUUUGUGGUAUCAAAGAAAGAAUGCUGAAUUUAGACCUGAGUUCAAAUCCUCUCUCUGAUACUUACAAAUAACUUAACUUCUUUGGAUUUCAGUUUCCUUGUCUGUAAAAUGGGGAGAUUCAACUAAGCUUUUCUUCAAUUGUAGAUAUAUGAAUGUAUGAUCUUGUGACCAAAGUCAGAGAGAGUGGAGGAGUCAAAAUGACAAAGAGAAGAAGGAAAAAAAAAAAAACAUUUCUGUCAAUAUAACUCUUCCACACCAGC